AUGACCACGCGUAAGUUUAAAGCGGCAGCGUUUUAUAAAAUAUUAAUUAAUGAUGGCACAAGGGUGCACUGGAGAAGACUGAUCGGGUACAACAAAGAACGCCCGCGAGCAAUCCAAUGCUUAUGGCAAGCUUGUCAUGGGAAGCUUGCAACCAAAGAAAGAUUGAAACGUUUUGGGGUAAUUGAAGAUAACAUUUGCAGUUUAUGCAAAUCGGAGGAGGAAACGAUAAGCCACCUGUUCUUCUCCUGUCCAAGAACAAGACACAUUUGGGUGGAAAUACUCAAAUGGUUCAACAUACAGCAUGAGCCCCAACAAUGGGAUACAGAACUGAUAUGGAUCACUAAUCAAACAAAGGGGAAAGGUUGGAAAGCUGAUGUUUUGAAGAUGGUAACAGCCGAAACAGUCUACAACAUUUGGAUUUACAGAAAUAGUAUUACUUUUGGAAACAUAGUAGAAAAUACAAACAUGGUUGAAAAAAUCAUAGAUAAUGUGAUUUAUAGAGGCUGGAAAAACAAUAGAAUUAGGAAAUAUUUGGCUAGUCUUAUGAUGUAA
Molecule: messenger RNA, 552 nt
Organism: Lathyrus sativus (Indian pea)
Lineage: Eukaryota; Viridiplantae; Streptophyta; Magnoliopsida; Fabales; Fabaceae
Source: the annotation of a GenBank genome assembly